UGGGAGCUCAGAAUCUUGAGAGCAAACGAUUAAACCAGUAAUAACAACCAUGUCCAUUUGUUGUAGUAGCUACUCAUCUUUCUACAACCACCAUUUUCCUUUUUGUUACAACCCUAAUUCCUUUUCAAUUUCCACUUUACGCACCAUUAAACCUAUUAGGUUUGCCAAGUGCACGCCUUCUGAUGAUAUCCAUGAAUUGUUAAAGAUCCUUCCACAUGAUUUGCGCAACAAUCUUGUGAUGGAAUCUAAAAGGGAUCAACUGUUGGAGGUAAUAUUGGAUCUAGGUCGAUUGCCAGUGGCAUGCUUCCUCGGUGAUUCAGGUCGGAGGUAUCUAAGAGACACUGAGAUAUCAAUUGAAGAGCUAGAAUAUGCCCAAAAUGCCCUUGGAGAAAUUGGAGGGGAUAAUAGAGCUGGCAUCGCUGGCACCCUGCACCGCAUAUCUGCAGUCAGAAGUAGAAAAGGUGUUGUAGUUGGCUUAACUUGCCGAGUUGGCAGGGCAGUUAGGGGUCACAUUGACAUGGUCCGAGAUCUGCUUCAGUUCGGAGAAAGUAUCCUGUUUAUUGGAAGGCCUGGUGUAGGGAAGACUACUGUUAUGCGAGAGAUAUCUCGAGUUCUCUCAGAUGAGCUACAGAAAAGAGUGGUGGUCGUUGACACCAGCAAUGAAAUAGGAGGCGGUGGGGAUAUACCGCACCCAGCAAUAGGCAGUGCAAGAAGAAUGCAGGUUUCAAAACCCUCUAUGCAACACAAAGUCAUGAUUGAGGCAGUGGAAAAUCACAUGCCUCAAGUGAUUAUUGUUGAUGAAAUUAGCACUUGGGCUGAAGUUAAAGCUUGUAAAUCAAUAGCCAAGAGAGGAGUCAUGCUUAUCGGCAGUGCUCAUGGUGAGCGGCUGGGAAACAUAAUAAAGAAUCCUGUUCUCUCUGAUUUGGCUGGAGGAGUAGAAACUGUUACUUUAGGAGAUCAUGAAGCUCGAAAGAGAGAUGGCAGGAAAAGUAUUAGUGAGAGAAGUGGUCCUCCUACCUUCCCCUUUGUGAUUGAAAUGAGAGAUAGACACCAUUGGGUCGUACAUAAGACGGAAAGAAGCAUGGAUGCAUUGCUUCGUGGGGAAAGGCCUCGGGUGGAGGUUCGGAAGAGGGACAAACAAAUGAAAGUUGUCAUAGAAAAAUGGAAACUAGAGGAUUAAGAGUCAACUCCUCGGCUUCAGUUUAUGCCUUUACCCAUGUCUUUGUCAGGGGCAUGGUUUUUUCAGUUAUAAUUCUAAUGUAAUAUCCCAAUAUAAAUGACUAUAUUUCUAUUUCUAUUUCUAUUUCAGUUUGUAGUUUGUCUUAAAAAUUAAUUAAUGUUUCUGAAUUAUUGAAACAUGAUUGCUUUCAUUAGUUCAUUGUAUUAUAAGAAAUGGUUUUUUAAU
Molecule: messenger RNA, 1405 nt
Organism: Cynara cardunculus var. scolymus (artichoke)
Lineage: Eukaryota; Viridiplantae; Streptophyta; Magnoliopsida; Asterales; Asteraceae
Exons: 9
Coding region: 50-1180 (376 amino acids)
Molecular function (GO): ATP hydrolysis activity
Source: RefSeq, a predicted model, not a curated record